AGGAUGAUAGGGAGGCCUGAGGUGCUUCUAUGGCAGUGAGUCUCAUACACUUCUCUCUCUCAGAGACCUAACUCUCUCUUUCACACUUACAAGGUUUGACCGAGUCGAACCGAGUUGACUCUCUCCGAAUCAAUCCGUAUUCAGCUGUACUCUUCCUUGUUGUUGUUGUUGCUCCUAAUUGCAGAGCGCAGACGGAAAACGAAAGGUGGAGCUAAGUCUGCGCUUGAUUGAAGAAGCAGAGGAAGAAGAAAAUGAAUGGGAAUAAGAAUGGAGGAGGAGCAGGGUUUGGUGGGAUUGUGGGUGAAUACAUUCGAAGGCAUCACAAGCACGACCCCAAAGACCAUCAGUGUACCUCUACGCUCGUCAGGCACAUCAAAGCCCCUGUUCAUCUUGUUUGGUCAUUGGUAAGACGAUUUGAUCAACCGCAAAAGUAUAAGCCAUUUGUCAGCAGGUGUGUGGUGCAGGGGAAUCUUGAGAUUGGAAGUCUCAGAGAAGUUGAUGUUAAGUCUGGGCUUCCUGCCACUACUAGUACUGAAAGAUUGGAACUUCUUGAUGAUGAUGAACAUAUUCUUAGCAUUAAAAUUAUCGGUGGGGAUCACAGACUUAGGAACUACUCUUCCAUCAUCUCCCUCCAUCCAGAGAUCAUUGAUGGAAGACCAGGGACCGUGGUGAUCGAGUCAUUCGUGGUUGACGUGCCUGAAGGGAACACUAAGGAUGAGACCUGCUACUUUGUGGAAGCCUUGAUCCAGUGCAAUCUCAAAUCACUUUGUGAUGUCUCAGAGCGGCUUGCAGUGCAGGACCGCACUGAGCCAAUCGAUCGGCUCUGAAAACUAGAACUGAGAACAUAUGGUGGAAGCCAGAGGCUGCCAUGGAUGAAGCUUCCGAGGCUUUCGUAUCUCGGAGGUUUUGGAGACGGACAGGCAGUAGUACAGUUCCAUUUUCACAUACAUUUACAUGCUCAUGUUUCAUUUUUGUUUGCCUUUUUCUCUGUCAGUCCAAAAUUAUGUUGUUAAGUUUCCUGUCUUAAGGAGCUCUAAAACCACAGCUGUCAUAAAUGUUCUGUAACCCUUUCAGGAAUGAAAAAGUAGUGAAAAAAAAAAGGGAGGGACUAGGUUCUAUUCAAUGUGAAUCCGUGGGUUUUGUUCUUGGUGAUGUGAGUUUGGUUUUGUGUAUAUGUGCAUAGAGAGAUUGUGUUUGUA
Messenger RNA from Prunus mume (Japanese apricot), 1199 nucleotides. RefSeq names its product abscisic acid receptor PYL8. Gene Ontology annotation, molecular function: protein phosphatase inhibitor activity; signaling receptor activity; abscisic acid binding. The record is from RefSeq and is a predicted model, not a curated record. Gene Ontology annotation, cellular component: cytoplasm; nucleus. Gene Ontology annotation, biological process: abscisic acid-activated signaling pathway. Lineage: Eukaryota; Viridiplantae; Streptophyta; Magnoliopsida; Rosales; Rosaceae.